Onychomys torridus (southern grasshopper mouse) is the source of this 1930-nucleotide messenger RNA. Its product is annotated as B-cell receptor-associated protein 29. The record is from RefSeq and is a predicted model, not a curated record. The transcript has 8 exons. Gene Ontology annotation, biological process: endoplasmic reticulum to Golgi vesicle-mediated transport; intracellular protein transport. Bases 212 to 937 code for a protein of 241 amino acids. Gene Ontology annotation, cellular component: endoplasmic reticulum membrane; endoplasmic reticulum. Lineage: Eukaryota; Metazoa; Chordata; Mammalia; Rodentia; Cricetidae.
GGGCGGCUGGCUGAAUUUGAACCCAGCCCUGGCCACGGCUCCCACCACCCGGCGUCAGGCCUCGUGGAGAAGCCUGCGUCACCUCGCGUCCUGCACGCCGCGUACCAGGAAACGCGGUCGCGUCAGUGUGACCUCAGCCGGGCCGGCGCGCUCCCUGCGGCGUGUGACGUGCGCGCGCGGGGCGGUCGGCGGCCGGUGUGAAGAAAAAACCAUGACAAUCCAAUGGGCGGCGGUUGCCAGCUUUCUCUAUGCUGAAAUAGGACUCAUUUUAAUCUUCUGUCUGCCCUUUAUUCCUCCUCAGAGAUGGCAGAAGAUUUUUUCAUUUAGUGUCUGGGGUAAAAUUGCAAGUUUUUGGAACAAAGCUUUCCUUACUAUUAUAAUCCUAUUAAUUGUCCUAUUUUUAGAUGCUGUGAGAGAAGUAAGAAAGUACUCCUCCACUCAAGUCAUUGAGAAGAACUCAGCCAGCAGGCCUGGUGCCUAUGAGCACACACAGAUGAAGCUCUUUAGGUCCCAAAGAAAUCUUUAUAUUUCUGGAUUCUCAUUAUUUUUUUGGCUAGUGUUGAGACGUCUGGUCACACUUAUUACUCAGCUGGCAAAAGAAAUAUCAAACAAAGGAGUGCUUAAAACUCAAGCAGAAAAUACCAAUAAGGCUGCCAAGAAAUUCAUGGAAGAGAAUGAAAAACUAAAAUUGGUACUAAAAAACCAUGGCAAAGAUGAAGAAAACAUUUUGGAAACUGAAAAUAAAAAACUAGUAGAAGACCAGGAAAAAUUGAAAACUGAACUGAAGAAGGCUUCAGAUGCCCUUUUUAAGGCACAAAACGAUGUGAUGACUAUGAAGAUACAGUCAGAGAGACUUUCAAAAGAAUAUGAUCGACUCCUGAAAGAACACUCAGAACUUCAGAAUCGUUUAGAAAAAGACAAUAAGAAAGGCCUGUGAAUUAACUUCAUAAAAGAAGAUUGUGAUACACCUUGUCAAGAAAAUAAAUUUGUUAUCAUGGUAGUCAAUAAAACUUUCAAAAUUCAGCCAAAAAAAAAAAAAAAAAACUCUGCUAGCAGCCACAGGUGCACAUAGACUAUAUAGGUACUGAUGUUACCAAUCUUUUGAAAAAAUAUAAGCAUGUUAAAUGCCAUAUUUACAUAUUGCUAAUAGCAUUGGUAUAUGGUGGCUCUUUACCCAUAAAAAGAAACAUUCAUUAGCCAUUUAUUUCCCAAAAUACAUCUGAAGUUGCAUGAAACCAUUAUUAGCCUUGAAAGCUUGAUGGGUUUGUCAGUAAUAAUUAGUGGUGGUGGUAAAAAUGAUGUUUGAAAGUCGUACUCAGUCAGAAAUUUGUUCACAGAGAAAUAAGGAUAAAUAACCACAUAGCCACAGUGUUCAUAGAAGAGAAUCAGAACAAUGGAAACAAUGGCCUUAGGGUUUCUUAAGCCUGGUGAGUCUAUGAUUUACUGUACAUACGACAGCACUAUUGUGAGCUGUGUUUUUGUCACUGUGCUUCUGUACCUAUUAGACUGUUUUUAUUGAUACAUGUUUAGUCAUAUAAUCAAUAUUCUACCUUUUUAAGUUCAUCUACUAAUAGAAUUUAUGUCCAUUUGUGUAACUGUCAUAACAUUGAACUGAACUUACGUUACGUUGUGGAAUUCUCCACUUACAAAGCUCAUUUAUAAUAUCCAAAAAGCUGUGUAUUUUAUGAAAUGAACUUGUGAUAGUUAUUGAUUAUACAGGUAUUACCUCAGUAUACAUGCACUGCUAUCAUACAGAUCUCUCUACAAUGUUCUAUGUUUUCAAAGUUAAAUGCUGGUUUUCUUGCAAAUAUUCAUGUAGAGGUAGUAAUUAUAGUAAUGUGAUUUGGAUUAUUUCAGUGUUUAACUGUGAAAAGCCACUUGUCUUAAAAUGACUUAAAUAUAAAAAAUAAAAUAAUAAUUAGAGUUUUUA